AUGACUGAGAUAACAUUAAAUUCGCUGAAUCUGUCUUCGGUUCGAGACAAGGUGGUCGUACUCGCAGGCGGUGCCCAGGGCAUUGGGGCCGCAACAGUUUCUACAUUAUACCGAGCAGGCGGCCACGUUGUGUGCGGCGACUGGAACGAAGACGCAGCUCGCUCAUACAACAAUGCCCUCAUUGCAAAUGCGGGAGACGGCACCGGCAGCAUUCAGUUUGUGAAAGUCGACAUUAGCAAGUACGAGUCGCAGCUUGAUCUCUUUGACGCAGCCAUCAAAACCCAUGGACGCGUGGAUAUCGCCAUCUGCUGUGCCGCCGUGGGCGAACAGGCGGGUUGGUUUGAGCCAGAGAGCCUCGACUUGGAGAGCGUCAGAACCGUUCCAACGCCUCUGGCGGAUAUUCUCGACAUCAACCUGAAGGGCUCGUUGUACUUUACCCGGAUCGCACUGGCAUACCUGCGGCCGCAGGGACCAGCAGAGGGACGCGGAGGCUCCCGGUCCAUCAUUCUGCUGUCGUCGGUUGCCGGCUUCAAGGAGUCGCCGGGGCUCUUUGCCUAUUCGGCCUCCAAGCAUGGCGUGCUGGGCAUUAUGCGCGGCCUGCGCUUGUACACGCCUGCCAGAUUCAAUGUCCGCAUCAACGUGGUUUGUCCCUGGGCGACCGACACCCAAAUGCUGGGCCAUGUGAAGAGGGCGUGGGAGGCGGCGGGGUUGCCCAUGAAUCAGCCCGCGGAUGUGGCGCGAAUCAUCUGCGAGCUGGCAACGGGCGAGCAACACAAUGGCAGGGCUGUUUUCGUCGGAGGCGGGAGGGGAUAUGACAUCGAGAAGGGCAUCGAUGAUUUGGAGCCGCAGUGGCUCGGGGAAGAGCCGGCAAGGGCGUUGAAUCGCGGCCAGCAAGUUUUGGGUAUGGGCGAGAAUUGGGGUAAAGGCAAACUGUAG
This is a messenger RNA of Metarhizium brunneum ARSEF 3297, 936 nucleotides long. RefSeq names its product 5'-hydroxyaverantin dehydrogenase. Gene Ontology annotation, molecular function: oxidoreductase activity, acting on the CH-OH group of donors, NAD or NADP as acceptor. The record is from RefSeq and is a predicted model, not a curated record. Lineage: Eukaryota; Fungi; Ascomycota; Sordariomycetes; Hypocreales; Clavicipitaceae. Gene Ontology annotation, cellular component: cytoplasm.